AUGGCUCGUUUAAAGAAGAGAACAACAAGAAGAAAGACUUCUAAAAGACCUACUGUUCGUCGUGGUAGGCGUGUAUAUAAACGACGUGUAUAUAGAAAAAGAAGAAGAUAUUAUAGACGACGCCGGUUGUUAUCACAACCAAAUACUGUUAAAUUGAAGAGUAAGCUUGUUUGCUCAAUAGUAGAGUUUAUUGCUAUUCCUGAGAGAGAUAGUUUACCACAAAUAUUGACUAUGGCUGCUUAUCCUUCUAAUAAUGGAAUUGCUGUACCUGUUCAAGAAGCUGAAUUAGAUUUUAGAAUGAUUGGACAGAAAUUUAUGACUGUGCAGUCUGUAGAUACUGCUAAUAGUAUUUUAAGAACAGAGCAAAUAGCAUUAUCACCACCUAUUUUUGUAGCAUGGAAUCCAUAUUUAGAUCAUAAUGUAAUGGGAAAUCUAUGGGAUUCUUAUUGUGAUAUGUAUGAUUAUUGGAAAUUUAGUGGAGUAAAGGUUAAAUGGAUACCAAAGGUUAAAACGAGUGUUGCUUUACCUUAUAUGCCUAAAAGUAUUGCUACUAAUUCAAGUCAAGUUAUUUGA
Entamoeba histolytica HM-1:IMSS is the source of this 573-nucleotide messenger RNA. RefSeq lists its product as uncharacterized. The coding region runs from base 1 to 573 and encodes 190 amino acids. Lineage: Eukaryota; Evosea; Mastigamoebida; Endamoebidae. The transcript has a single exon. The record is from RefSeq and is a predicted model, not a curated record.